UCCUUCACUUUGUUUUGAGGGGCCCAGCAGACAACAGCGUAGAAGAGGGCUGAUGCCACCACAGAGUCAUACAAGGUUUUAAGCAGCAGCCUGGACACUCCAAAGAAUCUCAGCCUCCUCAGAAGAUUAUUGUUUAAUAUGAGUGCUAUAUUGUCCGGACUGCGGAUGGAGCUGUCUCAUACAUGUAAACUCCAGGGGGUAGAGAGCAACUAAGUUUUAGAAAUGUCUGUACUGUUUACCUUUGCUAAACAUCCUCUAAAGGAAACCUUUCUUCACACCAAAGUAAGCCUGACCAGAAAGGCUUACCCAUUAUUUCCGGGACGGUGGUCAUUAGGAUGGCCAGUUCAAAGAAGCAUUCGCACACAGACUACUGCUCCAUCAUGGAAGAUAAACCCGAGGCCUGUGUUCACUAGAGCUCUUGGGUUUGGAGAAAAGCUUGCAAUUGUAGACAGCACAGGGAGGCACAGCUACAAGCAGCUGUACUGCAGCAGCUUGGGACUCGCAAGUAGAAUCAGUACAACCUUAAACUGCAGUUUUGGGGAUCUGGAUGGAAGAAGAAUAUCCUUCCUGUGUGCAAACGAUGCUUCCUAUGUGGUGGCACAGUGGGCAUCUUGGAUAAGCGGUGGGACGGCGGUGCCACUCUACCGGAAACACCCUCUUUCAGAAUUGGAGUACAUCGUCUCUGAUUCCCAGACAUCACUGCUUGUAGCAGCACACCCUUAUGGAGAAACCCUCCAACCACUGGCACAGAAGCUGGGGCUUCCUCUGCUGACGCUUCCUCCUGCACCUGACCUUUACACUUUAGCUGAGGUUGCUACUCCUUCGGUUGAGGAGGAGAAUGUCAUCUCAGACUGGGCAGGUCGACCGGCUAUGAUCAUCUACACCAGCGGUACCACAGGGCGCCCCAAAGGGGUCCUACACACACACAGCAGCAUUCAAGCCAUGGUCCAGUGUUUGGUUUCUGAGUGGGCGUGGACUAAAGACGACAUCAUCCUCCACACCUUGCCACUCCACCAUGUUCAUGGCAUUGUCAACAAACUGCUGUGCCCCCUCUGGGUGGGAGCCACCUGUGUCAUGCUUUCUGAAUUCCAGCCUCAGAAGGUGUGGGAGAUGCUCCUGAGCUUCAAGGCUCCAGUGGUUAAUGUGUUCAUGGCCGUGCCCACUAUUUACUCCAAGCUGAUCCAGUACUAUGAUCAGCACUUCACACAGCCUCAUGUCAAGGAUUUUGUCAAGGCAGUUUGCAAAGAGAGAAUCAGAUUGAUGGUUUCAGGCUCAGCUGCUCUCCCUCUGCCCACCCUGCAGCGCUGGGAGGAGAUCACAGGACACACGCUGUUGGAACGCUACGGCAUGACCGAGAUCGGCAUGGCGCUUUCCAACCCUCUGAAGGGUCCACGAAUCCCAGGAGCUGUAGGGCUGCCUCUUCCAGAUGUAGAGGUUCGGAUUGUCAUGAAUAACGCAACCAACACCACGAUUGCUGAGGGGAAUCACAGAGAAACUCGGGUACGUCCAGGUCUUGAGGGUAAAGAAGGAGAGCUGCUGGUUCGAGGUCCGUCUGUUUUCAAGGAGUACUGGAACAGACCCCAGGAGACCAGAGAGGCUUUUACUGAUGACGGCUGGUUCAAAACAGGAGACACAGCAGCCUACAGAGAUGGCGUGUACUGGAUCUUGGGCCGCAGCAGUGUUGACAUUAUUAAGAGUGGCGGUUAUAAGAUCAGCGCCCUUGAGGUGGAGCGACACCUAUUGGCUCAUCCAGACAUCCUUGAUGUUGCUGUGAUCGGCGAACCAGACGCUACAUGGGGUCAAAAGGUCACUGCUGUUGUUCAGCUGAGGAAAGGCCAGAGUAUGACUCUACCAGAAUUAAAGACCUGGGCAAGGGAGCACAUGGCGCCCUACAUCAUUCCGACAGGUCUGGUCCUCGUGGAGGAAAUGCCGAGGAAUCAGAUGGGAAAAGUCAACAAGAAGGACCUUCUGCGACACUUCUUUCCGUGACUGGAUGGCUUUGAUAUUUGGAAAAGCCAGAGUGUUUCUUCAAGUGUGCCGCUCCUCCAGGAUAUUUCUCUUUUUCUUUCCUCCCAGUUCAGACAGACCUUUCACAUUAUUGUACUGAAAAGAAACUGAAACGAGGGAUAAACAUUCUUUGUAACCUAAACACAACUUCAGAGGCAAAUCUGUUCAGCUGCUGUUUGAAAGACUUACUUUGAUGAAACCAAAUAAAGUCUAAACUCCUUAAUGAGGCAGGAAUAGGGAUUCCAUGAAGGAAAAAGAAGAAGAAAAUGUCAAGUCUGCUUGCAAAUAUUUUUGUAAUGUGCCGAGCUGUUGAAAAGAUUUUAUUGUGAGUUCUGCUUCAAAUUACAAACCGAAGAGUUUAUUAUAGAAAAGAUGAUUUCUGCUUCUCUAAACUGAACUCUGCUCACAAAAAAGAGUUUUCAGUAGUUUUUAUUUUUAUGAAACUGUAGAAACUAUAGUAUUUACUAAAAAAAUUAUAUUUCUCGUAUGCCAUAACAACACAAUCUUGGAUGGAUUUAUUCAGGCCUUCUGUGCCUCUCCCCCAGUUUUAGCCUUUAAAAGGCUUUAACCUUGUUUAACGCUGACCAGCUUGUCCUAAGUUGAAGCUUCCCCACAGCAUGAUGCUGCCACCACCUUCUACCGUGAAAUAAACUGUGAUGUUUUUUUAAUUAAGCACUUUUCUCCCUAUUUUGCUCAGAUGUUUAAGGCAGACAGCCAUUGCUGGUAGUUGUGCUGACAGUUUUUAAGGACAGACUGAGCAGUGCUCUGUGAGAUAUUCUAAACCUUGAGAUUUUGUUUUACAAUCUAGUUCUGUUUGAACUACUUCAUAGUUUUCACCCUGACCUGUCUGCUGCGUAUCUUGUUCUUUAUGAUGCUACAGACUUCUCAGACCUUUUCAGAACAGCUUCAUUUGUUUUGAAAUUAUUGCACAUGCGAUAUUCUUUAGAUCUUUAGAAGUGCCCAAGAAAAAUUGACUAAAUACAACUACAGGCCUCACUUUUCAGUGUUUUAUUUCAUUUUUUUCUUCCAUUUUGCAGUGAUUCACUACUCUGAGAUUUUGGUGUAAAAAUCCCUGUAAAUUAUGAAGAGGUUUUAAAUUGUAUUGUGGCCGAAUUCCUGAAAGUUCAAGAGGUACGAGUUCCUUUCCAAGGUGCUGUGUUUUAUGCUUUUUGCAUCAUACAAUGACAUGAAUUAGUAUAAAUCUUCCAUGUUCAGAAAAUUAAACUUUUGCAUUAGAUUCUUUUGGUAAGUAUUACUAUAACGGGUCAUGCUCCAUUUAACAUCACAUACUUUCCAUAGAAUCAAUAUAGCAAAGGACCUCAGAAACAAGGUCUCCUAUGUAAAUAACUAUAGACUUUUGUGUUAAUAACCAAAUAAAGCACAAGUUUUUGUAGCUUUAUGAGUUGAGACUUUUGGGAUUGGAGGUUUAGAAGGACAAAAGGGAGUCUAAACAGAAAUUUGUGAUUUUUAUCAAAUCAUUGCUAAGAAAAAAGCCUUUGUCCUUCUAUGCAUUGAACAAAUUUUGCACUUUAAUUCCUGCAAAAGUGAAAAAAAAUCUGAAAAUAAAAAAAAUUUUCAUUUUAAAAACUUUACAGACUUUUUUUAAUCAACAAUUUAUCUCAUUUGCAUAAUG
Molecule: messenger RNA, 3640 nt
Organism: Cyprinodon variegatus (sheepshead minnow)
Lineage: Eukaryota; Metazoa; Chordata; Actinopteri; Cyprinodontiformes; Cyprinodontidae
Gene: acsf3
Product: acyl-CoA synthetase family member 3
Exons: 11
Coding region: 223-1989 (588 amino acids)
Biological process (GO): fatty acid metabolic process
Molecular function (GO): medium-chain fatty acid-CoA ligase activity
Source: RefSeq, a predicted model, not a curated record